AUGGCAGACCAAGAGUUAUCCUUGUUAAACAAAGUCGAGCUAAAGAUAGCAUUAGCAGAAACUGAUCACCAAUUGGAACAAUCCUUAAAUACAUUCUUAUCACCUAUACUAUUAAAACUUGCAAGUCCUCAUGCAGAAGUUCGAAAUUCUGUUUUAAAAAUCAUUCAACAUAUAAUUCCAAGAAUUACAGCAGCACGAAAUCUCAAGUUACCAAUUGAAUCAUUAAUUGAACAAAUAAAUUAUCCUAAUGUCAAAACAGGUUUAGAUCCUACUUCCGUUAGGUUGUAUUCUGCAUUAUUUUUAUCAAGAGGAAUAGAUCGAAUUAAUGAAGAAGAAAGGAAAACAUACGUGCCGUCAAUUGUGAAAGAAAUAUCGAAUUUACCACCCUUAAUAGCUGCAAGAAUGUUCAGUAUACUAUACAAAAUAUUAGGUACAUGGAAAGCACCUGGAUAUAAAUCUGACGAAUAUAAUCAACUUCGAACAAAUUUAAAUUUAGAGCAAAAUGAGAGAUAUUUAUCAUUGAAAAUAAGUCAAUUCUUUCUAUUAACUUUGGAAUCGUUGAAUACUCCAUCAUCUGGAUUAGCCGCAUCAGAUAUUAAAUUUUUCACAACAGAUGCUGGAGUUACUUUUAAAACAAGCAUUGAAUUAUCACGGUAUAAAUUAUCACUCUUUAGUUUCAUACAAUCUGGAUUUAGUGACGAGCAACUUGUUUUACCAUUAUUGAUUGCUUCUGCUGACCCAUCAUUGUCAUUGAAUGAAGCAGAAAAGCUUUUCAAAAAACUUGAAGUCAAAUACGAAAAUGUUCAACUUUAUGGAGGAAUACCAUUAAUAGAUUUGCUAAUAAAUAUUUAUUUGAAAUGCGGUAAUAGCGCAUUUGAUCUUAAUCUCAAAUAUAAAAUCAUUCAAACUUUACUCAAAAUAAAGUCUAUUAGAAAUCAUGAAAAAUUAACUGAUAUUGUUUCAAUUGCAUUAGAAUCUCCUUCCACUAAAUUGAGAAAACUAGGUACAGAUUUAAUUGGGUCAGUAACAACCGAUAAUAUAGAGAAUUUGAAAGAAUUUACGGAGAACAUAGCUAAUAAGUUAAGAUCAAGUCUAAGUCAAGAUAAAUCUGAAAAUUAUAACUCCUUAGUGAUAGCAGAAUUGCAAUCCAAAUACGAAACUUUAGGAAAUUUAUUACUUGCUUCACCUCAAAUUUUUAUAAAUGAUUGGUCAUAUAUAAAUUUUCUUUUACAAGCACUUGAGAAUGAAAAUGUAGAAGUAAAAGUAUCAAUUCAAAAUGUAUUAUCAAGUUUAACUGUACAUUUCAACAAACUCAAUGAUUCAAAUAAACAAGAAUUGAUAUCAUCUGCUUGGGACGCAGUCAAUGCAAAUUCAAUGACAAAAUAUAUUAUAACAAAAUAUAUCAAUUUAGCAUUUCCAUUUGAUGAUUCAACUGCUAGAAUGUUGACAAUUAUAGGAACAAAUAUUAACAAUCCACCUGAAAUUAUUGAGGAAUCUAAUAAAGGUUUACACCCAUAUUGGUUUAAGUUGCUUCAAGCAAAUAAUUCGACCGAGUCUAUCUUCGCUGCAAAUACUGAAUCUGUGAAAUUCCCAAGUUUCCAGGAUUUUGUGGAAAAACUUGUGAAUGAGAUUGCAAACCCAAAUUCACCAAUACAACAAGUGUUACCCAAAGCGUUAGAAUUUGCUGAACAAAUUCUAGUCAUGGAAGCAUUGGAAGGUAAAAAAACAGUUGUUGAAACCGAUAAAAAUUGGUCAAUCAGAUUAGAAAAAGCAAUUGAGAUGAAUGAAGAAGUUAGAAAGUUGGUAAUUGAGAAAUUAAAGAAUGACAAAACUAUUGAACCUCAAGUAGUUGAUCUUUUGAGAAUAUGUAUUGAUGGUCUUGUUGGUCAGCAUACAAAAUCAAACUCCUUGAAUCCAUUUUAUGCAAGAACUUUAGCUAAAUUACUUCCAUUUACUUCAGAUGAAAUAGUCCAACAGUUGUUACCUAAACUUGAUGAAAUCAUUAAUAUAGUAAAUUCAGUUGAUAGAAACAAUUUGAGUGAUGUUUGUAAAAUUAUUGGAAUCUUAGCUAGUCAUCCAUUAGUAGAUUCCAACAGUGUCUUAUCAAAAACGGGUGAAAAUGAAAGUCAAACAAUUUUGCAAUGCUAUGUCAUGUCCAGAGUGUUUGCAAGAAAUGUAAACACCGGUAGUAUUACAUCCGAUAGUUUGACUAAUUUGUUGAAACAAUUGGUUCAAAUUUCAAAUAAUCGGUAUCCCAUAGCUAGUGAUGGUAUUUCACAAUUAGCAAUGUAUGGAGUAUUGAAUAAAUUCAAGAAUCCUGAAAUCAAUACUUUACUUGAUCAAUUGAAAACCAAUGCUCGAACCAAGAUUAAAAAAUUUGAUGAAAAAGCUGUUAUUGAGUUAGGUUAUUUGACAUUAGUUGACGAAAGAUCUAAUGAAGAAAAUUUAACAGAGGACGAGAAAUCAAUAUAUGAAUUCCAUAACUCAAAAGAAAUUGAAUCUAUUUUUGCAUCAGCUGAAGCAUUUGUAAUCACUUCUGCUGGUUGGAAAUCAAAAUUAUUACAAAAGAAAUUAGAUAUACCGACAGUCAAUAUCGAAAAUUUACCAAAUAGUACAAUUAGAUUACCUUUCAUAUUAGAUCUAGUAAUAUCUGCAUGUAAAGAUACAAAACCAUCAUUAAGAAAAGCAGGUUGUAUUUGGGCAUUAGCGAUGGUUCAAAAUUGUGGUCAUUUACAACAAGUUAAAGAUCGAGCAACUGAUUUACAUAUAAGUUUUAUGAGAUUUUUAGCAGAUAAAGAUGAAUUAAUUCAAGAUUCUGCAUCAAGAGGAUUAGCAUUAGUUUAUGAAAUGGGAGAUGUUGAAUUAAAAGAAUAUUUGGUUAAAUCAUUAUUAAAAUCUUUUACUCAAUCUGAUACUAAUUCAAUUACAUCUGGUUCAAUUGAAGAAAAUACUCAAUUAUUUGAACCAGAUUUAUUAAAGACUAAUGAUGGUUCCGUAUCAACUUAUAAAGAUGUUUUGAAUUUAGCUCAAGAUGCAGGUGAUCCAAGUUUAGUUUAUAAAUUUAUGUCAUUAGCUAAAUCUUCAACUUUAUGGUCAUCAAGAAAAGGUAUAGCAUAUGGAUUAGAAUCGAUAUUAUCACAAUCUUCAUUAGAUCAGUUGUUAUCAACAAAUUCAAAUUUUGCAAAUAGACUAAUUCCUAAAUUAUUUAGAUAUAGGUAUGAUCCAUUCACAUCUGUUUCUCAAUCAAUGGAUUCAAUUUGGAAUUCAAUUGUCAAAGAUUCAUCUAAAACAAUAAAUGAUAAUUUCACUUCAAUUUUAAAUGAAUUAUUAUCUGGUAUGGGUAAAAAAGAAUGGAGAGUAAGACAAGCUAGUGCUGCAGCAUUAAUUGAUUUAUUACAACUGGUUGAAUUAUCAAAAUAUGAAUAUAGAAUAGAAGAAAUUUGGAGUAUGAGUUUUAGAAUAAUGGAUGAUAUUAAAGAAAGUGUACGUAAAGAAGGAUUACGAUUAACAAAAAGUUUAACUACUACAAUGACUAAUACUUUGAAAAAAUCAAAUAAAAACACAAAUGAAAAUUUAUUAGGUAAAUUAAUUGAAUUUUUAUUAGGUAAUAAGGGAAUUUUAUCUGAUUCUCAAGAUAUUAAAGAUUUUUCAAUUGAUACAUUAUUAAAACUUUGUAAAACCAAGACAAAAGCACUCAAACCUUAUAUAUCAAUCUUGAUUGAAAAUUUCAUUGGACUUUUUUCAUCAUUAGAACCAGAAGUUGUAAAUUAUUUAGCUUUAAAUGCUGGGAAAUAUAAUAUUGAUAAUAAUGAAUUUGAUUCUAAAAGAUUACAAAGCGUGGGGAAAUCUCCAUUAAUGGAUGCUAUUGAAUUUUUAUUAAGUCAAUUAGAUGAUGAAUCAAUCCCACAAUUUAUAACAAAAUUAGAACAUUCAAUUAAAUAUAGUGUUGGAUUACCUUCAAAAGUUAGUGGUUCAAAAGUAUUAAUUUCUUUAGUUAUUGAUCAUAAUCAACAAAUGAAACCAUAUAGUUCAAAACUUUUAGAUAUAGCAUCAAGUCAAAUUAAAAAUAGAAAUGAUACAGUUGCUUCAUGUUAUGCAGCUGCAGCUGGUUAUAUUUGUAGAAUUGCAAAUGUGGAUUCAAUUAUAAAAUAUUCAGAAAAAAUCACCAAGCUUUAUUUUGAACCAAAAGAACCUGGUGAUGAAAGAUCAAGAAUUUUAUCAAGUAUUGCAAGUGAAUGUGUUUCAAAAUAUUCUGGUGAUAAAUUUAGUAUUGUUGCUUCAGCUUUUUUACCAUUAGCUUAUAUUGGUAAAUUUGAUAGUGUUAAAUCUGUUUCUCAUAAUUUUGAUAAAGAAUGGACUGAACAUACAAGUGGUGAUUCAGCUAUUAAAUUAUAUUCAACUGAAAUUUUAGAACUUCUUGAAAAAUAUAUAAAAUCUAAUGAUUUUGCUGUAAAGAUUACAUUAGCUAUAGCUUUAUCACAUUUAUGUAAAGUUUCAAAUCAAGAACUGGUUUUAUUUCAACAAUUUAUUGGUAAGACUGUUGAUUUAUUGAUUGAAGCUAAUAAAGGUAAAUCUUGGGAAGGUAAAGAAUAUAUAUUUGGAGCAUUAGUUGAUUUUGCAAUCUUAGUACAAAAGAAUCUGGAAAUCAAUGAUUCAUUACUUCAAUCGGUCGAAAAGACAGUCAUUACAGAAAUUAAAAGAAAAAAUAAAAGGUAUCAAAGAUUAGCAAUUCAACAGUGUAGUAAAUUUAUUCAUAGUAUUCAUAAUAAUGAGGAGUUAAUUGAUGAAUAUAUAAGGAUAAUGGGAGAAAUUUUAAAUAGAGAAUUUGAAAUGAAAGAUGAUGAUAGUGAUGAAGAAAUGGUUCAUCCUAUUCCAACAAGCUAUAAUGAAGAAAAUGUAUUAAAAAUAAUAUCAAAUUUGACAGAAUCAUUUUAUAAUCCAAUAAAUUUUAAAUUGUUUAAAUUUAUCAUGGAAACUUAUAGAGAAGUCUUUGAUUCAAGUAUAUAUGUUACAUGGAGAUCAAGAAUUGAAAUAACAAAACUAAUGAGAAAAAUUUCUGGGUUAAUAACUGAUGUAUCAAAUGAAGUUGCAAAUGAAUUGAUGAAAACAUGGGAUUUGCUCAAACUGGAAUGUCUAACAUUGGAUUCAUUAGAAUCUGUUAAAAUUGAAUUCAUUAGAUUGUCUAAAGAAUUAAUACUUCAUUUGAACGAUGAAAAUAAAGCUAUAGUGCAAUCACAGUUGAAUGAGUACCUAAAGAGUGAAACUUCAAAUGUAGUAAAAGUAGAAAUAGAGAAAUAA
Lodderomyces pseudojiufengensis is the source of this 5298-nucleotide messenger RNA. It is a transcript of the gene ECM29, whose product is annotated as Ecm29p. The record is from RefSeq and is a predicted model, not a curated record. Gene Ontology annotation, cellular component: cytoplasm; nucleus. The transcript has a single exon. Gene Ontology annotation, molecular function: molecular adaptor activity. Lineage: Eukaryota; Fungi; Ascomycota; Pichiomycetes; Serinales; Debaryomycetaceae. Gene Ontology annotation, biological process: proteasome assembly. Bases 1 to 5298 code for a protein of 1765 amino acids.